Molecule: messenger RNA, 1185 nt
Organism: Oldenlandia corymbosa var. corymbosa
Lineage: Eukaryota; Viridiplantae; Streptophyta; Magnoliopsida; Gentianales; Rubiaceae
Source: the annotation of a GenBank genome assembly
AUGGAUGUUGACCCAAAAGCAGAUGACACUGAAACAUCAAUGCAAGUGGACUCCGAAGCAAAUAUAUUCACUGAUAUGUGUACUGACCCGAACGCAAGUCUUGGCUUGGAUGGAAAUCAUAAAGAUGAAAUGUUACAGUCUAUGGAGAAUUUGAUCAUCUCAGAGUCAUCAUCCACCUUUAAGCGAAAACCUGUUGUCAUCAUUGUUAUUGGAAUGGCAGGGAGUGGAAAGACAACUUUUAUGCACCGAUUAGUGUGCCACACAAUGGCCUCAAACCUUCGCGGGUAUGUGGUUAAUCUUGACCCUGCUGCGAUGGCUCUACCAUAUGCAGCAAACAUUGACAUAAGAGAUACAGUUCGUUAUAGGGAAGAAAUGAAUGGGUCCAAUCUUGGACCAAAUGGUGGCAUUUUGGCAUCCCUACACUUGUUCUCUACAAAGUUUGAUGAGGUUGUGUCUGUGAUUGAAAAUCGAGCAGAUCAGCUGGACUAUGUUUUAGUUGACACUCCUGGUCAGAUUGAGAUUUUCACCUGGUCAGCCUCUGGGGCAAUCAUCACCGAAGGUUUUGCAUCAACCUUCCCUACUGUGAUUGCUUAUGUCGUUGAUACACCACGUUCAACCAAUCCUGCCACGUUUAUGAGUAACUUGCUGUAUGCUUGUCGUCUUCUCUACAAGACAAGGUUACCACUUAUAUUUGCGUUUAACAAGACUGAUGUAGCGCAACAUCAGUUCGCUUUGGAGUGGAUGCAAAAUUUCGAACUUCUCCAAGCAGCACUUGAUUCAGAUGACUCUUACACAUCCACAGUGUCUCGAAGUCAAUCCCUUGCAUUGGAGAAGUUCUACAAGAACCUUAGAUCUGUUGGGGUAUCUGCAGUUUCUGGUGCUGGGAUGGAUGUCUUUUUUAGGGCAGUUGAAGCCAGUGCUGAGGAAUACAUGGAAAAUCAUAGGAAUGAACUGGACAAGGGAAGAGCAGCAAAGAAUCUACUGGAGGAGCAACGUCUGCAGGAGGAUAUGGAUCGGCUGAGGAAAGAUAUGGAGAAGUCAAGAGACAGAGAUGAGAAAUCUAAAACUUCCAUGGAGGAUGACGAGUUUGAGGAAGACGUUGAAAAUGCAACUUUUGAGGGGUUUAGCGGGGGUGAGGAGGAUUCCAUUGAUGAGGAUGAAGAUGAAGGGUUUGGUUUUGACUAA